AUGGUCGUUAAGAUCUGGGAUAUCACGCAAGUAUACACACAGGUGAAGACCAAGCUCGAGCGUCUGAUUAUCGCCAAUCUUCCCAUUGAAAUGCAGGAUAAAUAUCUACUAGAUUUACUCCUAUUAGUUGAAGGCCCGCUAUAUGGGAUCCCUGAGGCAGGUGUUCAUUGGUUUAGAACAUACCAGGCGUACCAUCUUAAUAAAUUGAACAUGGAAACCUCGACAUACGACCCAUGCCUUCUUAUCUCAAAGCUAGGAGAUAACGAAUUUGGACUUAUGGGAAUAGGUGAACAAGCCGCGUUGCAAGAGGCAAGCUUUAAAGCAAAGCUAAAAACACGACUCUCGGAGACCAAGCCUCUAGAAUUCAAUAGUGCAAGAAUUACCCUGCAGAAUGGCAUUGUUAAUUUACAACAGAAAGGGCAAGCAGCGAAGAUCUAA
Talaromyces stipitatus ATCC 10500 is the source of this 438-nucleotide messenger RNA. RefSeq lists its product as uncharacterized. The record is from RefSeq and is a predicted model, not a curated record. Bases 1 to 438 code for a protein of 145 amino acids. The transcript is spliced from 2 exons. NCBI's taxonomy places the organism in Eukaryota, Fungi, Ascomycota, Eurotiomycetes, Eurotiales, Trichocomaceae.